This is a messenger RNA of Xyrauchen texanus (razorback sucker), 5227 nucleotides long. It is a transcript of the gene npr1a, whose product is annotated as natriuretic peptide receptor 1a. Gene Ontology annotation, biological process: receptor guanylyl cyclase signaling pathway; protein phosphorylation; cGMP biosynthetic process. Gene Ontology annotation, cellular component: membrane. Gene Ontology annotation, molecular function: ATP binding; guanylate cyclase activity; peptide receptor activity. The transcript has 22 exons. The record is from RefSeq and is a predicted model, not a curated record. Lineage: Eukaryota; Metazoa; Chordata; Actinopteri; Cypriniformes; Catostomidae. Bases 477 to 3668 code for a protein of 1063 amino acids.
UGAUUAAGUUUGUCCCUUAAUGAUUCGAUUCGGGUUUUGAUGAUAUAAAUCGACUUUUUCUUUUGAAAACGCGCAUACUGAAUCAAAUCCAUACAGCUGUAAUUUGCUCAUCUUCCCCCGUCGGGAAAACAACAGAGAGGGAGGACAAUGCUGAACCAUUUUUAACAACAGAAGCGUCAGCACCCAUUAACAAAGUUUCCAAGAAAUUCACAGACGCACCGGGAGAGGGGAAGAUUUCCUAUUUGCGAUUCACAGAGAGAGGGGCUUGAGAAAUCAAGUUGGUUUCUAUUAAGAGGAUCGAAAGACUAAAGUUUCACUGCUGUAAGUUGUUUGCGUCGCUUUGAACGGCGAUUGUUUUUCCGACACCUUCACGAAAAACGGAUUUGAACUGUUACAGCGCAAGAGGCUUACAAGGAAUUAUGAAUCCAGAUGACCACCUCACCUAUGAGUCUUAGUCCUUCCCAUCAGUUUUGAGAAUGAAAGUAUUCCUGAUGGGGCCAUUGAGGCUCACUCUUCUAGUUCUGCUUAGUGGUGUGUCCUUUGGAGUGGUUGACCCUAAGAAGCAACCUCAGUCUCUCAGUCACAAUCCGCCUCAGCAGAACAUCACCCUGGCUGUCAUCCUACCUUUACACAACACGGUGUACCCCUGGGCUUGGCCACGGGUGGGCCCUGCCUUGCUUUGGGCACUGGAUAAGGUGAACUCUGACCCCGACCUUCUGCCCGGCUACCAUCUACAAGUGGUCUUUAACAGCAGCGAGGACAAGAAAGGAGUUUGCUCAGAUUCAGUAGCUCCUCUCAUGGCCGUGGACCUUAAAUUCUCGUGUAAUCCCUGGGCAUUCUUUGGACCCGGUUGUGACUACUCAUCCUCACCUGUGGCCCGUUUCACCACGCACUGGGAAGUUCCGAUGAUCACUGCCGGGGCGAGGGCGCUGGGCUUCAAUCUGUACUCCUCCAUCACUAACAUCGGCCCCACGCACAAGAAACUGGGUGAGUUUGUGGUGAGGAUGCACCGGCAUUUCGGCUGGCAUAAACAUGCCAUGCUCAUGUUUAGUGAUAAUAAGACUGACGACCGGCCGUGCUACUUUGCCGCGGAAGGGCCAUACACAGGAUUGCGCAAUGACAACAUCACAGUGGAUGACUUGGUGUUUAAUGAGGAUGAUGAACCGGUCCAGUAUGGAGUACUUCUUCAGGAGAUCCGCCAGAAAGCCCGCGUUGUGUAUGUAUGCUGCAAGUGGGAGACGUUCCGUAAGCUGAUGGUGGAGUUCUGGAAGUUGGGUUUUCCUCAGGAGGAGUAUGCCUUCUUCUUUGUCGAUCUGUUUGGACACAGUCUGCAGAGCCAUCCCGCCAAACCAUGGGCACGAGGAGAUGCUGAUGAUCAUGCAGCCAAGGAGGCAUUUAAAAGCGUGAAGAUCUUGACAUACAGAGAGCCUCAGAACCCUGAGUACAAGGUCUUUGUGUCCAGACUGAAGACAGAUGCUAUGGACAUGUUCAACUUCAGCGUGGAAGAUUCUCUGAUGAAUCUGAUUUCCGGAGCAUUCCACGAUGGGGUCAUGCUGUAUUCUCAUGCCCUAAACGAGACUAUGGAUCAUUCGGGUGUACGGCCUCCAGGGGACAUGGUCACUAAGAGGAUGUGGAAUCGCACUUACUAUGGGGUCACCGGACUCGUUCAGCUAGAUGAAAAUGGCGAUCGCGAAAUUGACUUUGCUCUGUGGGACAUGAACGACACUUAUACGGGAGUUUAUCAGAUUGUGUCGGUGUAUAACGGCAGUCAGAAGCAGAUGAUUCCAGAGCCAGGGAUGAUGGUGCACUGGUUGACGGGGAGUCCUCCUCCAGAUAAUCCUCUGUGCGGCUUCAAGAACGACAACCCUGCCUGCCUGGCAAAGACGGUCACCAUGCACCAGAUGAUCUCCAUAGUGGUGUGCUUCAUUUUUAUCAUCAUCGUGACGGUCACAGUCUUCAUUUACAGGAAGUUGAAGCUGGAGAACGAACUGGCCGCUCAGCUGUGGCGUGUCCACUGGGAGGACAUCAAGAUGAGUAACACGGAAAAGGCGUUGCGUAGAGCCUGCAGCAGACUCACCAUGUCAUUGAGAGGUUCUAACUACGGCUCUCUUCUGACCAUGGAGGGAAACUUCCAGAUCUAUGCAAAGACUGGAUACUAUAAGGGAAACAUAACGGCCAUUAAGUAUGUCAACAAGAAACGCAUUGAGCUCACCAGGAAAGUGCUGUUUGAACUCAAACAUAUGCGUGAUGUUCAGAACGAGCACCUGACUCGCUUUAUCGGUGCCUGUAUUGAUCCAAACAACAUCUGCAUCCUUACUGAGUACUGUCCACGAGGCAGCCUGCAGGACCUCAUGGAGAGUGAAGGAAUCACGUUGGACUGGAUGUUUCGGUAUUCUCUUAUCAAUGACAUUGUUAAGGGAAUGGCGUUCCUUCACAACAGUGUGAUAGUCUCCCACGGCAACCUGAAGUCUUCCAACUGCGUGGUGGAUGGCCGCUUUGUGCUGAAAAUCACAGAUUAUGGUCUGGAAACUUUCCGCAAGGAGAGCAGUUUGGAGGGGACACACGCUUUCUAUGCUCGCAAGCUAUGGACGGCCCCCGAGCUUCUGCGUGCCGAUAACCCACCUCCGUGCGGAACACAAAAGGGAGAUGUUUACAGCUUUGGCAUCAUCCUACAGGAACUGGCACUGCUGAAGGGCAUCUUCUACCUGGAAGGCCCUUUUCUCAGCCCUAAAGAGAUAAUAGAGCGUGUGGUGGAAGGUCGGUGGCCAUACCUGCGUCCGCUGCUGUGUCCUCAGAGUCACAGUGAUGAGAUGGGUCAGCUCAUGCAGCGCUGCUGGUCAGAAGACAUCAAUGAGAGACCGGACUUCAACCAGAUUAAAGUACUGCUCCGCAAGAAUAACCGUGGAUAUGGCUCCAACAUCCUGGAUAACCUGCUGUCCCGCAUGGAACAGUACGCCAAUAACCUGGAGGAGCUGGUGGAGGAGAGGACGCAAGCGUACCAUGAGGAGAAACGUAAAGCUGAAGCUCUGCUCUAUCAGAUUCUGCCACACUCAGUGGCAGAGCAGCUGAAGCGAGGUGAGAUGGUGCAGGCCGAAGCCUUUGACUCAGUCACCAUCUACUUCAGUGACAUUGUAGGCUUCACCGCAUUAUCAGCCGAGAGCACACCAAUGCAGGUGGUGACGUUUCUGAAUGAUCUUUACACUUGCUUUGAUGCAAUCAUUGAUAAUUUUGACGUUUACAAGGUGGAGACCAUUGGUGAUGCCUACAUGGUAGUAUCAGGUCUUCCUGUGAGGAAUGGCAAACUGCAUGCCCGAGAGAUCGCCCGCAUGUCUCUGGCUCUACUAGAGGCUGUACACUCCUUUCGAAUCCGUCACCGUCUAAACCAGCAGCUGCGUCUACGCAUCGGCAUCCACAGCGGCCCAGUGUGUGCAGGGGUGGUUGGCUUGAAGAUGCCACGCUAUUGUUUGUUUGGUGAUACAGUCAACACUGCAUCACGCAUGGAGUCUAAUGGAGAAGCCCUGAAGAUCCAUGUGUCGGAGGCCACUUGGGCCGUACUAGUGGAGUUCAACUGCUUCCAGCUGGAGCUCAGAGGAGAUGUGGAGAUGAAGGGGAAAGGACGGAUGAGGACGUACUGGCUGCUAGGAGAGAUCACCUCCAACAAUGCCUAAAUAACAACAACGGAGAGAGAGACAACGCUCUACAGUGAGGAGAGAACAAAACAAAAACAACAGUAUUGGAGCAGUGCGGUGACAGAAGGGCAAGUAUCCAUCGUUUAUCUCCCAAAGCUUCAGGUGAUUGCCUCCCACUGAACUGAUUUUGCCAAGUAAACUCAAAAGACACAAAACAAUACUUGAGCAGGAUCGUUUGGACAAGCAAACGGAAGAUGACGUCAGAUCAGUGACUGUUCAGCCGAUUGAUUGAGCACAGGGCCAUCUGCUGGUGUGAAAUCAUUCCUGAAGUCUAAAGUUUACGGGUCUUCUAAGAGUUUUGAAUUUCGUUUUGUCGUUACCGCUGGCUGCUGUGAUGAUAGUUCUUUGUUCAGAGUUUUUAAAGCCACUUGUCAGGUAUAGUUUUGGUCUGUUUGUGGAUUUGAUGUUUAUCUUCUUGCUAUUACAGAGACACCAUGCUGUAGUCCAUAGAGUUGAAAACCUCACAGUAAUGAUAUGAUUAGCCGGGUCUUUUAUCUGCCAGUGUGAAUCCACAGUUAUUCGAGAGGUCAUGAUUCACACGUGAAAGUCAGUCACAUACAAAAAAAAUAAUAAAUGUGAAGUGUGCAUAGAAAUUACACAAGUUAAUUAUGGGUUUUGUUCACAGAACACAAGAAAUCUGCAAGUAUUUCGAUAGUGUUUCAGUUGGGACAAUUGUUGAGACAUAUUUUUAUUGUUAAUUUCAUUGCAGGAUUUACUUUCAGCAUAAAGACAACAUAGCGUUUGCCAAAGCAUUUAUCAUCUGCCCCAAAAUGUAUUUGGACACUGUAGCCGCCCUUAAAAUAAAUUCAUUUCAAACCAUUGGAUACCAAAAUAUUAAAUAAACCUGAUUUUUAGUGGAUGUAUGAAGUGAUUUCCCCUCAAAUUCACACAGGUGUCCUACUCCUAGAAGAGUAACCACUGGAGUAGUUCAUCACAUAAACUAUGAACAGGUUCCACUUACAUUUGAAGAUCACAAUGUAUCCAAAUACUUUUUGUCUUUUUGCUUUUUGAAUUAUGUUUUGUGAAAAAUAUGCUUUUGCCUUAAAUUCCAAAUGGUUUAAUAGUCUGGUAUCUAAUGCAAAGACAUUUAUACAUUCCAGUCCAGUUGUUUUUUCUUUUUUCUUUUUUUGUUUUUGGGCCUAUGUAUUUCAGAGUGAAACUGAAUAAUUGCUUUUUAAUUGCUAUAUUGUUUGUUUAACAAUAUAGCAACCUAAAAAAUGUCCUUUCAUUGGGGAGCAAGGUAUUACCAGUGUUGAGUAAGUUACUCAAGUUACUACAAUGUAAUCCACUACAUAUGAUUUAUUACUUCUGUAAAAAUGUAAUAAUAUUACUCUACUGAUUACUUUGUUGAAAAGUAAUAAAAUACUGUAACUUUUAAAAGGAAUAUUUCACCCAAAAAUGAAAGUCCUCUCAUCAUUUACUCACUUUCGUGCCAUCCCAGAUGUGUAUGACUUUCUUCUGCUGAACACAAAUGAGGAUUUGUAAAAGAAUCCAUACAAUGGAAGUGAAUGGAGACUAAAACUUUGAAGGUCCAAAAA